GAAAUUUGUACCCUAGCCUGUUUGGCUGCAGCCGCUGGGUGGCUAACGGCAGCCGCCGGCGCCAGCCGGCGCAGCCAUGGUGGCGGCCUGGCAGUCUCUUCUGCCACAGAGUUCCAGCUUCUGGGCCGUCCAAUGCGCUCCUGGCUUCACCUGCGCCUCCAAAUUGACCAGCUUCCCUCUAGGCCAUGAUGGUGUUUAUCACCAGGAGCAUGGCGUGAAGUCGAUGGAGCCUUCGGACCCCGAUCGCUUCAGAAAUUGGUUGCAGACCUAUGAGGUGGGUUGUCCCGCCCGUGGGAAGAUCACGCCGGCCGGAAAGUGUAAGGACAACGGCGACCCAGCGGAAGAGCAAGGAUUCUGCUACUCGGCGCAAGGCUUUGAGGCUGGUCCUGGCAUGCCUUGCCAGGAACCUGAGGAUUGCCUGUGUGUCAAGGCCGCCACGCCCAAUGGCAAGCUGUCGCUCUCGCAUCGGCAUCUCGAGAACGAGGAGGGCCAGGAGCUGCAGGAGGGCACGUACCAAGUCCAAGAGGUCUCCAAAUGUGGGACAUGCGAAGAUUUGAGCUUUGAUCGGAGCCAUUGUGAGGAGUGUGAGAACUGUGUCUUCAAAACGAAGAUGCUCGAAGGAGAAUUGGUGGAGGGCUGCUGGGCCAAAGAUGGCGGCAGCAUGCGCCGGAGACAGCUACGAGGUGAGGCCGACCGGAUCUUCCUCCACGGCCUGCCAGUGCAAAGGAAGGAUCUGACGGUGGUGCCGCACUACAAGAUGUGGGACCCCGAGGAGGCCUUCGAUCCCACCGGCGACGAGGACAGCCCAGAGGUGGAGGAUCAACUGGCCCUGGCGCCGCUCCAAGGAACUCGCAUGCCCUAUCAGUCUCGAAGGGAACCCUUGUCCCGUGACUCGUGGGUGGCUCUUUACAAAGAUGUGGCCCCACGGGUGCAGAAGGCCAUGGACCAAGUGGUCAAAGAAACCAUCGACGCUGGCACCAAGGCUUCCAGUAUCCGUUGUGAGGACAAGCUGGGCAAAGUACUUGGUGAAGACAUCCCAGGGAAGAUCGAGAAGGCCGCUGCCAUGAAGAACGCUUGUUUGCAAAUGCAGGAGAUCGCCAACCGGAUCGCCAUCAAGCAGGAUGCGGGAUUUCCGCACGUGGACGGUAUCAAGUGCACCAUGAACGACAGCGUGUCGGAGCCCGGGGAGUGUGACUAUCUGAAUUGCUAUACCAAUGAUGCAAGGUUCCGAGAGGCCAUCAAGUCCUUGAAGAAGCGGAACGACCGAUGCUAUGAUGAAUGGGAGGCGAAGGUGAACCAGCAGACCAAUCGCUGCGCCCAGGAGCCGCCUGCAUCCACACCCCCCGCGCCUGCGGCAGCAUCAGCCGCUGGUGCAGCAGCAGUCAAAGCCAAGGAGCAGCCGGCACCGGCUGCACCAACUGAACCGUCUGCGCCGGCUGUACCGGCCGCGGCACCAGCUUUGCAGGCCAAAGAAGGCGGCAUUGGUGCAGCCCUGAUGACUGAAGGGCCCGCUGACGUGCCGGUGUCCUCGGCGAGAUCGAGAGUGGCGCGCCUGCGGUGCUUCCUCUGAGAAAAAGGCCGAACCGAAGACCGAACGCAUCGAAGGGAUGGGACGACUGAGCUCAUGGAGCUGAAAGGACCGGCUGUGACGGUCUUUGAAAGGAGCAGCGUCAUUAGUAAGUAAGUGCCUCUUCCCAAUUUCAAACUCAUGCAUUAUAGCUGCUUUCCUCAAAACAAC
Messenger RNA from Durusdinium trenchii, 1738 nucleotides. The record is from the annotation of a GenBank genome assembly. Lineage: Eukaryota; Dinophyceae; Suessiales; Symbiodiniaceae.